AUGUGGAUCCAAGUUCGCACGAUGGAUGGCAAGGUGGCCCACUCUGUGGACUCCCUGUCCAGGCUGACCAAGGUGGAGGAACUGCGACUGAAGAUCCAGGAGCUGUUCCACGUGGAGCCAGGUCUUCAGAGGCUCUUCUACAGGGGCAAGCAGAUGGAAGAUGGCCAUACGCUCUUUGACUAUGACGUCCGCCUGAAUGACACCAUUCAGCUGCUGGUCCGCCAGAGCCUCGUGCUACCUCCCAACACCAAGGAGCGGGACUCGGAGCUCUCCGAUAGUGACUCCGGCUGCUGCUUGGGCCAGAGCGAGUCGGACAAGUCUUCCAACCACGGCGAGGCAGCUGCCGACACCGACAGCAAGGCUGGCCUGACGACUGAGGACACGUGGGACGAGACGGAGCUCGGCCUCUAUAAGGUCAAUGAAUACGUCGAUGCGAGGGACACAAACUUGGGUGCGUGGUUUGAGGCACAGGUGGUCAGAGUGACCAGGAAGGCCCCCUCACAGAACGAGCCGAGCAGCUCCACGUCCAGCCCAGCCCUUGAGGACGACAUCGUUUACCAUGUGAAAUAUGACGACUACCCUGAGAACGGCGUGGUCCAGAUGAACUCCAGGGACGUCCGUGCGCGCGCCCGAACCAUCUUCACAUGGCAGGAGCUGGAGGCGGGCCAGGUGGUCAUGCUCAACUACAACCCUGACAACCCCAAGGAGCGUGGCUUCUGGUAUGAUGCCGAGAUCCUGCGGAAACGGGAGACCAGGACUGUUCGGGAGCUGUACGCCAACGUCAUGCUCGGGGAUGAUUCUCUCAAUGACUGCCGAAUCAUCUUUGUGGAUGAAGUCUUCAAGAUCGAGCGCCCGGGUGAAGGGAGCCCCGUGGUGGAAAACCCCAUGCGCAGGAAGAGCGGGCCCUCGUGCAAACACUGUAAGGACGAUGAGAGCAAGGCCUGCCGUGUUUGUGCCUGCCAUCUGUGCGGAGGCAAGCAGGACCCGGGCCAGCAGCUCAUGUGUGACGAGUGUGACAUGGCCUUCCACAUCUAUUGCCUGUGUCCGCCGCUCAGUGCCAUCCCCAACGAGGACGAGUGGUAUUGUCCCGAAUGUAGGAUCGAUGUCAGCGAGGUGGUGUCAGCAGGCGAGAAGCUGAAAGAGAGCAAGAAGAAAGCAAAGAUGGCAUCGGCCACAUCGUCUUCACAGCGGGACUGGGGCAAGGGCAUGGCGUGUGUGGGCCGCACGAAGGAGUGCACCAUCGUCCCGUCCAAUCACUACGGACCCAUCCCGGGCAUCCCCGUGGGCACCAUGUGGCGCUUCCGAGUCCAGGUCAGUGAGUCGGGCGUCCAUCGGCCUCAUGUGGCAGGCAUCCACGGCCGGAGCAACGACGGGGCCUACUCCCUGGUCCUGGCUGGGGGCUAUGAGGAUGACGUGGACCACGGGAAUUUUUUCACGUACACAGGGAGUGGCGGUCGAGAUCUUUCCGGCAACAAACGGACCGCAGAACAGUCUUGUGACCAGAAACUCACCAACACCAACAGGGCGCUGGCUCUGAACUGCAGUGCUCCCAUCAACGACCGGGAUGGGGCUGAGGCCAAGGACUGGCGAGCAGGGAAGCCCGUUCGGGUGGUACGCAACGUCAAGGGUGGGAAGCAUAGCAAGUAUGCGCCCGCCGAGGGUAACCGUUAUGACGGCAUCUACAAGGUGGUGAGAUACUGGCCUGAGACGGGGAAGUCAGGCUUCCUGGUGUGGCGCUAUCUGCUUCGGAGAGAUGAUGAGGAGCCGGGGCCCUGGACCAAGGAGGGCAAGGACCGCAUCAAGAGGCUCGGGCUGACCAUGCAGUAUCCAGAGGGCUAUCUGGAGGCCUUGGCCAACAAGGAGAAAGAGAACAAGGCUGAGGAAGAGGAGUCCGAGGAGGAGGAGCAGGGCCUCAGGUCCCCGAAGAAGAGCAAGCGGAAGCGGAAGUCGGCCGGUGGGUGUCUGCGCAGGGGGCCGCCCAGCUCCAGGUCUCUGCGUGAGACACCCAAGAAAACCAAGGUGGAGCCCUACAGACUCACAGCCCAGCAGCACAGCCUCAUUAAGGAGGACGAAAGCAAUGCCAAGCUGUGGGCCGAGAUCCUCAAGUCACUCAAGGACGGGCCGGUGAGCGAGCAGGCUGACGGGCGGGCAUUUUCAUGGUUCCUGAGCAUAGUGGAGGAGAUGUUCCAGUGCAUCUGCUGCCAGGAGGUGGUGUUCCGCCCGAUCACAACCGUGUGCCAACACAAUGUGUGCAAGGAUUGCCUGGACAGGUCCUUCCGGGCCCAGGUGUUCAGCUGUCCCGCCUGCCGCUACGAUUUGGGCCGGAACUACGCCAUGCAUGUCAACCAGCCGCUGCAGACCAUCCUCAACCAGCUCUUCCCGGGUUACGGCAACGGCCGGUGA
Chrysochloris asiatica (Cape golden mole) is the source of this 2403-nucleotide messenger RNA. RefSeq names its product ubiquitin-like with PHD and ring finger domains 1 (gene UHRF1). Lineage: Eukaryota; Metazoa; Chordata; Mammalia; Afrosoricida; Chrysochloridae. The transcript is spliced from 16 exons. Gene Ontology annotation, molecular function: ubiquitin protein ligase activity; protein binding. Bases 1 to 2403 code for a protein of 800 amino acids. The record is from RefSeq and is a predicted model, not a curated record. Gene Ontology annotation, biological process: negative regulation of gene expression via chromosomal CpG island methylation.